CAUUGCCCAGUUAUUCUGGAUAAGCGAGAGUUUACAUAUUGCUGUAAGAAGAGAAAGAGGGUGAUUGCUGGCAGACACAUAUCUAAGGGUUGUGUCAGGAACCCUGUGUCAAUAUGACAGGAAUAAUUCUGCCUGGAUUAACUCUCCCAGGAAAGUGGCAAGGUGCCAUUUCUGUACCAAGAGGCGAACGUAAUGUGCAUGUUGAGCACUGUAAUCAAGAACAAACAUCUCUUGGGGCCGGCCCUGUGGCGCAGCGCCUAAGUGCGCGCGCCCCGCUGCUGGCAGCCUGGGUUCGGAUCCUGGGCAUGUACCACACCACUGAUCAGGCCACGCUGUGGCGGCGUCCCAUAUAAAGUAGAGGAAGAUGGGCACAGAUGUUAGCCCAGGGCCAGUCUUCCUCAGCAAAAAGAGGAGGAUUGGCAUGGAUGUUAGCUCAGGGACAAUCUUCCUCACACACAAAAAAAAGAACAACUCUUAACUCUACAAAUUAAACCACCCUGUUUUCUCUUCUUUGCCCAUAAAAAUGUUGCCUCUGUGGGUCACUUAACAGCUUUCUGCCAACAGUUAUGAGUAUCUAUUGUGGACCAGUGCUGGAGAGUCUAAGAUGAAAAGAUGUGACCCUUGCCCUCAAGGAACUCAUAAGAGAGGCACAUAAGAAAUUGGUGGUUCUGAACCCUUUUUUGGGUCACAGAACCUCUUUGAGAAUCUGGUGGAAGCUCUGACGCUCCCCUCCAGAGUAGUGCACAUGGGCACAGACACACAGAUUUCCUGGGUAACCCAGGAUGUUGAUAGACCCUCUAAAGCCUAUUCAGAGUGACCCACAGACCCAAGGCUCAUCCGGUGAGGACUGGAAGUUGAGGGCUCUGGGCUCAGGCAUCCGAGUGGACCAUGGCCCCCAGCCCAUGGGGCCCUCUACGUGGCCUCCUGCCACUGUUGCUGCUGCCGUCCCUGGGCGCUGGCCCUGCCCUGGGCUGGGGCCGUCCCAGACCACUUGAGGACUCGGAACCACAGCUGCUCCCAAGAGCCCACCCCAAGGGUCCUGUUGGCACAGAGCCCCAGGCCUUCACCUUCCUCUGGGAGAAGCCCAGAGAUGAGAGCCCCUGGAACUCCAGUGUCCCCCAGGUCCCUGCUGAGGAGGCACCCGAGAGGCCAGCAGACUCUCCCCUGGGCCCAGCCCUGCAUGGACCUAAAGCAGCCCAGGGGGCUCAGAGAGAAGGACUCCUAGUAACUGAUGACCUCCAGAUGGCUCGAGGGCCGAGUUCUCAGGGCUGGACAGGACCUCCUGACUCACAGGAGCCUAUGGAGCAGGAAGCACCAGCCCCGCCCCCAGUGGGCCCCCCCCAUCUCACUUUCAUCCCCACGCCUCCCAGACCCCAGCUUGGGGUAGCCACAGUUCCUCCCUCUCCAGGGGAGCCUGGAGGCCAACUGGGAGGGCAACCCCCUGGAGAGGAGGGUCUGGUGGCCAAAGCCAAGACCAGGGUCUCAGAGACAUCCCCCUCGGCGCACCAGGGCCCUCCGCACGCUCUUGUGCCCCACUCCGGCACUGUCAGGAGGCCGGCGCUGGAAGAACAGGCUGGGGGUGAGGAGGACUUCCGAGAGGCAGCUCGAGGUCCUCUCUUCGUCCAGCGGCAUCCAGCAGCCCCUGAUGUUGGCUCAGUAUCCCCGGUUGAGGCGGCGUCCUCUCGGGAGCCUGGGUCCCAGCCAGACCUGGCAGCGGCCAGAAGCCUUCCUCCUGCUGAGGAGCUGCCAGUGGAGCUCCCUGAGAAGGCUGGAGGUGGGGACACCUGGGAAGUCAGUUUUUCAAGUCCCUCACCCAAGCAGGCUGACCUCCCUGACGUUACGGGCUCACCAGGACCCCAGCUCUCAGGUCCCCCAGCCUCAGAGACUUCUGAUGGGCGGCCCAAGCCAGCGAGAGCAGCAACGAACGGAGCAGACCCCGUCUCCCCCCAGCGGGUGAGAGGAGCCGUGGAGGUCCCAGGUCCCCCAAAGUCCCUCAUCCCUGUCCCCUCGGAUCCUGGCCCAGCUACAAACCGAACAGAGAGCCCUAUGGGGGCUGUGCAGCCAGAUGAAGCCGAGGAGUGGUCGGGGCGCCCCCAAAGCCAUCCCCCAGCACCCCCAGUCCAGGCCCCCUCGACGUCACGCCGGGGCCUCAUUCGGGUCACCACGCAGCGUGCCCUGGGCCAGCUACCCCCUCCGGAGCCCUCAGCCAGCUCCAUGGCAUCAGCCCCAGCCUCCAGCCCCCCGGCCAACGCCACGGCACCCCCCCUGCGCUGGGGUCCCCUGCGGCGGGUGCUGAGCUUUUCCUGGGAGCUGCACGUCUAUGGGGUGGGGGUGCUCUUCCUCCUGCCCGCCUCGUUGGCACUGGCCUCGCUGGCAGCCGCCCCUGCGGGGUCCCGGCUAGCACUGGUGGCUGCGGUGCUGGUGCUCCUAGCGUCGGCGCUGCGAUCCGCCUACAUGCUGGCUGACCCCUACGGCUCGCAGGCGCGGCUGGGCUUACGCGCCAGCCUGGUGCUCUACAACCUGCCCUUCCCCUUGCUGCUCACUGCGCUCGCUGCCCUGACCCUGCUCGGCCUGGGCGCCGGGCUGCCACAGCAGCUGCAGAACCCGCUCCUGCUGGGAGCGUUGGCGUUGGCGCACGGUGUGGGGUUGCUCACUGCAGACCUGCUGUCCGCCAGGCCUGCACUCAACCUCCUGGCCCAGGGCUUAUCGUGCGCCUGGGGCGCGGUGGUGGCUCUGGGCACACUCUGCCUGUGCCGUCGCCGCCUGCUGGACGGGCCGCGGAGCUGGGAUACGAGCCCGGGCCCGCGGCUGCUGGCCGUGGCGGGUGCGCUGGGGCUGCUGGCCAGCGGCUUGCAGCUGGCGGCCGCGCUGUGGCUGUACCCGGGCCCAGGCCGGGUGGGCCGCUUCUCGUGGGCCUGGUGGGGUGUCCACUUUUGGCUGCGCCUGCUGGAGCUGACAUGGGCGCUCGCCAUGGCGCUGGCCGCCGUGGCCGCCGCACGGCCCAGGCCGCCCACAGAGCACGCUUGCUGGGCUAAGCUGCUGCGCCUGGCGUGCCCCCCGCCCUCGGGCAAGAGCGAGGUGCCGGAGCGGCCCAACAACGGCUAUGCGGGGCCCAGCGGCGUCGGCCCAGGUAGCUUGGACAUCAGCAGGAGCCUCAUCCGCAACCCAGCGGAAGGUGGGCCGCCUGCCACGCCCAAUUCAGACGCCUGGGGCUCGGCUGCGUCGCUGGGCCAUGGGCCCCAGGGUGGCCCGCGACUGUCCCGCAGCAGCGUGGGGCCGGCGCCAUCGAUGAGCGAGCUGGACCUGCGGCCGCCGUCACCCAUCAACCUGAGCCGCAGCAUCGACGCCGCGCUCUUCCGAGAGCACCUGGUGCGAGACAGCGUCUUCCGGCGCUGCGGCCUGCGCGGCCUGGCCUCCCCGCCGCCCGGGAGCGCGCUGCGGCCGCGCCGGGGCAGCCACCCCGACGCCGAGCUCGACGGCGCGGGCUCUUCGCUCCUCCGCGGCCGCUGCCGGUCGCUCAGCGACGUGCGCGUGCGCGGGCCGGUCCCACCACACGUGGUAGACGAGCCUGACGCGGCGGCCUCCGGCAGCUCAGCGGACAGCUUCUCCCGGGGCUCGCUCAAGAUCAGCUGGAACCCAUGGCGCCAUGGGCUGUCGUCGGUGGACAGUCUGCCCCUAGAUCAACUGCCUAGCACAGUGCAGCUACUGCCUGCCCCCGUCCCUGCUCCUGCUGGGGCCGGGGAACCCCAGAGUGAGGCCCAGCCACGCUGCAAGCCCGGGGACUCCCGCAGCGCCUCCAGUGACACCAUCGAGCUCUGAGGGGUCUGGGACGCAGGACCAAGGCCCCGCCCCACCCCCACCCCCGCCCACUAUGUUCGUAGGGCAUGGCCGACUGGGACCUUGAAAAACUGGCAUUCCCGGGCUUCUGCCUGACUGCAGCCCCCGGACACUGCUGGGCAUGAACCUCCUCUCCAUUUUUUGUUUUUUAAAAUAUCUCUACUUUUUUCAGCGGGUAUUUUGCACAGAGGCCGUGACUUACACGGAAUACAGGGUGGACGUGCACAGAUUUGGGUACGGGGAACGAGGUUAGUGCCCCAAACACCCUUCUAGACUCUCCGUGGAGAGAGAAGUCUCACAUGUCCAGUCUGACUGUCCUCUUUGUGCCAAAGAAAUGAACCCGUAGGACUUCGCUCCUGCCUGCCUCUGGCCACCCCAGGAUCCUGUUCAGCUGAGAGGUAGGAGGCCCCGCCCCCAGUAACUCCAAGUCCUGUGUAUGUUGGGGAGGGCAGGACUUCCAAAGGAAAGGGCACUCGACCCUUGGUGGCUUUAGAAAUAAUGGCUUCCAAUCUUUUAUGGAACAUCUAAAUGUUGUGCAGUUUUCAGCUCUUCACAUUCAUCACCUUACUUCGUUCUCAUAUUAAGCCUGAGUGGGAAGCAUGAUUGUGCCCAUUUUAUAGAUGAGAAGAGUGAAGUUCAGAGAUGGAAGUCAUUCGUCCAGGGUCCUUUGGCAAAUGAUAGCUGGUACAGAACCCAGAAAGUUCCACUCCUAAGCCUGGUUCCUCCAUCCCCCUCCUCCUAACACUGCUUCAGGGCCAAGCCUCUCCUCUGCCCUCCUUCUACUGCUCCUCCAUCAGGGUAGCACUCAAUUUC
Molecule: messenger RNA, 4650 nt
Organism: Diceros bicornis minor
Lineage: Eukaryota; Metazoa; Chordata; Mammalia; Perissodactyla; Rhinocerotidae
Gene: PRRT3
Product: proline rich transmembrane protein 3
Exons: 4
Coding region: 889-3819 (976 amino acids)
Source: RefSeq, a predicted model, not a curated record